Molecule: messenger RNA, 1584 nt
Organism: Phlebotomus papatasi
Lineage: Eukaryota; Metazoa; Arthropoda; Insecta; Diptera; Psychodidae
Product: ubiquitin-conjugating enzyme E2Q-like protein CG4502
Exons: 5
Coding region: 408-1121 (237 amino acids)
Source: RefSeq, a predicted model, not a curated record
GGCGCUGCGCGAAUAAGAGCUGACCUCAGUGAAAUUUUUGUUUUGCAGGCGGUUUUUCGUUUUUCAUCUCUCGCAACAAAGAAAAACGCAUUUUUCGUGCUCCUCUGGUCAAUCUAAUCUUUGGCUGCGUGAUGUGACGCAUUUGUUGUUCAUCUGGUCCAGAGAAACUGCAAAAAACGAGCAAUCAACAAAUGUGAUAAAGAGAAAUUGCAAAGAAUCACUCAAAAGGCCUGAUAAAUUUCCCCUAUUAAAUCCUAAAUAAAGAAAGUAAAUUGCAAAAAAGACAUAGAGAGAAAACAUUCCAAGAAAGUUCUUGGCAAGAUUGACUAAAAAAAAAACAGAAGACGAAAAGACUUUAAAGGAGAAGAUUUUUGGGAGUUAUUUAACAAAAAAAAAAACAAAACACAAUGUCCGCAGCUGCUAGAUCGAAGGAGAAGGUUGCUUCAGCAAUUCGCAAGUUCUUCAAGAGCCCUGAUAAGAAACACGAGGCCAAUAAUGAGGCCAGCACAAAUGGUGGACCUUCAGGGAGUCCUGGAAAACGCCUAAGACGAGGAGUGUCUCCUAGUCCAGCUGGAGGUCCAGUUCCGAUCCCCAAAGCAAUAGAUACGACAAUCCGUGCGAGGCGCCUAAUGAAGGAGUAUCGUGAGAUUCAGAAACAGAGCACACGGCCAAAUCCCAUCUUUACGGUGGACCUCGUCAAUGACAAUCUGUUUGAAUGGCAUGUACGUCUGCAUCAUGUUGAUCCGGAUAGUGCUCUGGCUGAGGAUAUGGCAGAAUUGGGUGUACCCCAUAUUCUGCUGCACCUUGUCUUCCCCGAGAAUUUCCCCUUUGCACCACCCUUCAUGCGAGUGGUAGAGCCACGAAUUGAGAAAGGCUUCGUGAUGGAGGGUGGUGCCAUUUGCAUGGAACUCCUAACACCACGCGGUUGGGCAAGUGCUUACACAGUGGAAGCUGUACUCAUGCAAUUUGCCGCGAGUUUGGUCAAGGGACAAGGAAGAAUUUCCCGAAAGUCAAAGACCUCCAAGGAAUUUACCAAGAGGACGGCCGAGGAGGCUUUCAGGAGUCUCGUGAAGACACAUGAGAAAUAUGGUUGGGUCACACCUGCUCUCUCCGAUGGUUAAUUAUCUUAUUGAUGUCGCAGUGCUCCCCCCCAUAUUAUAAUGCAUCCUUUCUGGUCAAGAAAAGAUAAAUUGAAAUUCCUAAUGUGAACUGAUGAAAAUGAUCUCGUUGUUUGUUUUUAAGUAGAAGAGGAAGAAGAAGAGCUGAGGGAUGAAAUUUGCUGCACAAGUCGGAUAAUUCCAUUGAUUAAAUGCCAUCAUAGAAUAUUUUUUCUAUAAUUUCUAGAUUUUUUUUUCCAUUUUAGUAUCCAUUUAUUGCCUCUCUCCAUUGGAAUUUCACAGAAUUUUCCUUUUGCCAUUUUUUUUAUCCUUAGGUUUUAUUUGGAUUUUAACUUAGAAAAAAAAUUGUAACUCCACUAAAGAGGAUUUAUAAUGGAUAUUUUUUUGUUGAGAAGAGAGAAAAAUGAAGAAAAAAAAAUGAGAGGAGAGAUAAGAGAUAAAUAAAUUAGAAGAGCUAUUCGUGUAA